Messenger RNA from Etheostoma cragini (Arkansas darter), 1366 nucleotides. It is a transcript of the gene cideb, whose product is annotated as cell death inducing DFFA like effector b. Lineage: Eukaryota; Metazoa; Chordata; Actinopteri; Perciformes; Percidae. Bases 142 to 780 code for a protein of 212 amino acids. The transcript has 5 exons. Gene Ontology annotation, biological process: regulation of apoptotic process; apoptotic process. The record is from RefSeq and is a predicted model, not a curated record.
UCUGUGUCUGAGUUAUCACCAGGUUUGGGGCAAAGUCCAGCUGCCGGGUCAAAAACCAGCAGUACUGAUGUUAUCACCAUUUGUUACAUCCAAAACAUCAUACGAAAAAAUAAGUUGGUGACAAAAGACCACAAGAAACGGAUGAGCAUGGACACAACAUCUUCAUUUAUCAAAUCUGUGACCAAGCGAGUGUGGUCUCCACCACAGCGUCCCUUCAGAGUGUGCUGUCACAACAGGGAGACCAGGAAGGGCAUCACAGCCGGGACCCUGGAGGAGCUGAGAGAGCGGGUAUGCCAGGCUUUGCUGCUGUCCCUGUCUGGAGAGUCUCUGUCUCUGGUUUGUGAGGAGGACGGUACAGAGGUAGACUCCGAUGAGUUCCUCAUGACCCUGCCUGACAACACCAUUCUCAUGGCUCUGGAGCCUGGAACGACAUGGAGACCCCAACCGGGUGCAGUUGUGUACAAAUCUCAGGACCACGACAAGCCUCGGACCGGAAAAGACAUAGCUCGAGUCACCUUUGACCUGUACAGGAUGAGCCCAAAGGACGUCUUUGGCUCCCUGAGUGUGAAGGCCACAUUUCAAGGCCUGUACUCUGUGAGCGCUAACUUUCAGUGUCUGGGGCCCAAGAAAGUCCUCAGAGAAGCCCUGCGUGUAGCCUCCACCCUCCUGCACGCCGCUGGCCACCUGCUUAUUGCUUCUGCCUCCAUGAUCCGCCGCGUUAUCGAAGGUGCUGAGCUUUGGCAGCCACAGAGGACAGAGUACACAGCCAGCUGGAACUGAUGGAGCCAAGAGAGACAUAUUUAAUGGUAACAUCUGAUAUCAUGGUUGACUUAAUAGGGAUUGGUAGGCCAGCCUGAGAUCUUUUGAAUCUACUCCCAUAAUUGAGAAAUCUAUUGGGUAGUUAUUAAAUUGUUUAAUGUUCUGCUGUUUGCCGCCUUAAGAUGGAGAAAAUAAACCACUUUUUUAACAUGACCAUCUGUUAAGAUAAUAUUAAGCAAACCCUUAUAAGUCUUAUGAGUGAUUGUCUGACUGUGUAUCAUGUUCUUCUUCACCCUUCAAUAUUUUGACUAUACUUCAAGUUAUAAACAGAUUGUAACAGACAAAGAGAAUAUUUAAUGAUUUAAGUGUCAGAAACUGUUUUUAGUAACAAAAGAGGAAGCUUAGCGACCUAGCUGGAUACAUAAGAGUCAUAUGUAUUCAUGUAGUUUUUCUAUUUUAUUUGUGCAAUAUAUUUUACAUAAUAUCCUAGAAUUAUGUUUUAUUGUUAAUUUAGUGUGGAUUAUGUGCUGGCAGGUAAACUUGUUUCAAUCUGCUCUGAUAUUACAGCCACUGUGGAUGUUAUCUUGAUCUGAAAUGCCACAGACUU